This is a messenger RNA of Lodderomyces pseudojiufengensis, 1002 nucleotides long. RefSeq names its product replication factor C subunit 3 (gene RFC3). The transcript is spliced from 2 exons. The coding region runs from base 1 to 1002 and encodes 333 amino acids. The record is from RefSeq and is a predicted model, not a curated record. Lineage: Eukaryota; Fungi; Ascomycota; Pichiomycetes; Serinales; Debaryomycetaceae. Gene Ontology annotation, biological process: DNA repair; DNA-templated DNA replication. Gene Ontology annotation, cellular component: Rad17 RFC-like complex; nucleus; DNA replication factor C complex. Gene Ontology annotation, molecular function: DNA clamp loader activity; ATP binding; ATP hydrolysis activity.
AUGUCAAAUAAGAAUAGGGAUAACCUACCAUGGGUUGAAAAAUAUCGUCCUGAUAAUCUACAGGAAGUUUAUGGUCAAAAUGAAAUAGUAACAACCAUUAAAAAAUUCAAUGAAACCGGAAAAUUACCUCAUUUAUUAUUUUAUGGACCUCCAGGAACAGGUAAAACCUCAACAAUUAUUGCAUUAGCCAAAGAAAUUUAUGGACCAAAUUACAAAAAUAUGGUAUUAGAAUUAAAUGCAUCAGAUGAUAGAGGUAUAGAUGUUGUACGUAAUCAAAUUAAAAAUUUUGCAUCAACAAGACAAAUAUUUACAAGUAAUAAUUCACCACAAUUUAAAUUAAUUAUAUUAGAUGAAGCUGAUGCAAUGACUUCAGUUGCUCAAAAUUCUUUAAGAAGAAUAAUUGAAAAAUUUACAAAAUAUUGUAGAUUUUGUAUAUUAGCAAAUUAUUCUCAUAAAUUAAAUCCUGCAUUAAUUUCAAGAUGUACAAGAUUUAGAUUUCAUCCAAUUGAUGAAGAAAGUAUACGUCAAAGAAUUGAAAAUGUUAUAAUAAAAGAAAAAAUUUCAAUUACUCCUGAUGCUUUACUGUCAUUAUUAAAAUUGUCUGGUGGUGAUAUGAGAAGAAGUUUAAAUGUUUUACAAGCAUGUCAUUCUGCUUGUGAAGAAGGAGAAACUAUUGAUGUAGAUAUGAUAUAUAAUUGUAUUGGAGCUCCACAUCCUCAAGAUAUUGAUUCUUGUUUAAAUUCAAUUUUAAAUGAUGAUUGGACAACAGCUUAUAUGACAUUAAAUAAAUAUAAAGUUACAAAAGGGUUAGCACUAAUAGAUUUAAUUCAAGGCUUUAUUGAAAUAUUAAAUGGUUUAGAAUUAAAAAGUCAGAAUAGAAUUGAUUAUUUAAAAGGGUUAAGUGAUGUAGAAUAUGGAAUUUCAAAAGGUGGUAAUGAUAAAAUUCAAAGUAGUGCUAUUAUUGCUGUUAUAAAACAAGCAAUGGAACAUGAAGGUAAAUAG